GGCUGCAGUGCAAAUUUGAACCGUCAGUGCGAAUUCAAAAGCACAGCGCAAUAAGCUGGCGAAAUAAGACUAAAAAGCACUGAGCGAUACGAAUACGUGUUUCCACCAAAAAAAGAGGAAAAAAAAAACCGAAAGAUAAACAUUCUAUAUAUACUUGGCUGGCGGUGACAAAAACAAAAAAUAAAUAAUAAAAAAGCUCUGGGCCAUAAAUGUUCAAAUCAGCUGGAGCGUGGGGGGAGCGCUGUUUUUUGUAGCCAGAGAGAAAUGCUCGUCGAUUGAGACUGUGGAGCUGAGAGUAUCUAGAGACGCUAAACUGACAAGAAAACCACUUCUGAUAAGGCUUAUCAGUGCCAAGAGGCUUCCAAAAUGGCCGACGAAGAUCUCAGCCCUCUGCCUUUCCGCAGGGAGCGGAACCUCAGUAACAGAAACUUCAACAAAAGAAACUCUCGCCGCCGCAUCAGCCAGCAGGCGGCGGAGCAGGAGCGCCACUCCAGCACACUCGAGCCCACUGGCAGUUGUACUCCGGAUUCCAACGACGUCGCACGGAGAGACAGCACCUCCGCGAGCAGCUCCAGUUCCAGCUCGUUCCAGCUCUCGUACUCGGUCAACUCGGACACGGAGAGCGCCUUCAAUCGCCGAUCUCUGCUCAAGAUGCGGGCCGCCGUCGAGGGCAGUCCAGAUCCGGACAAUCCCACCUCUCCCGAUCCCGCCUGGCUCAACGUUCGCGAAAAGGUGCAUCGGUUCGAGGCGCAGGAGGCCAACCUUCUGUUCCAAAAGCAGGAGCGUAACAGUCUUAAGCUCUUGGAGAACCGCCGCCAUCCAUCCUUCGAGGAGUUCGCCAGCGACCAUGGCACCCCUCCGGCCACACCUCCACGUCGCAUCCGCCUCUUGGGCCUGGGCAGCAAGCGGGUCAGCUCCAUACCCAGUACACCGGUCAUCAUACCCAACAUCGAUGAGGUGCGAUCCGAGGACGAAGUGGAUCAAAUAUCCGACUUUGAAGCUGAUCCCCAUACCGAUCCCCAUACGGGUGAACAUUCCGAGGAGCACAUUAUUGAGCACAGUGCCUCGGAGGUUCUGACUGUAGGGGAUUCCCAGGUGGUACAACAGGUGCAGCGAUCCAUUAGUGCCGAUCAAUCCCAAACCAUGCCGCUGAAAAUGCGCAACGAUAAGGAUUUUCCGAGAAACUAUCGUUCCACGCCGAGACGCAAGACUGAAAUCAUUGGGACCACCAACGAACAUGUUGUUACAAAGUUUAACUCUCUCUAUCAGCCCAGAGAUGAAAACGAGGAAGAGGAGAUUGAGUUGCGGGAGAAAAGCGACAAGUGCGUUCUUCCCAUUCUGGACGAGCUCAUCAAAACGGAGGAGGCCUACGUGAAGAACCUCUUCCUGGGCAUCGAGAACUACGGCAAUAUCUUCCAGCGCAAGGAUCUUCCGAUGGGAUUAAGAGGCAAGAAGUACGAUUUGUUUGGAAAUAUCGAACAGAUAGCCGAAUUCCAUCGGGACGAGUUCCUGCCGAUGCUGCAACGUAAUCGCAGGGAUUUGAAACGUUUGUUUGAUGAGUUUCUGCAAUUUUUGGAUCAAAACUGUUUCUAUGGCUAUGUGAUCUUUACCAUGAACAAGCAAAAGUCCCUCAAGCUGUGUGAUAUCUACAAAAAUUACUUCCUUAGUAUUCGACUGGAGCUUGAUGAUAAAUUGGGAAUCAAUAGCUUCUUGGUCCAACCCAUCCAGCGCAUGGCUCGUUAUCCUUUGCUCCUCAAUCAGUUCAUCAGUACCUUCUUUAAGAACCGUGAUCUUGUGUUGAAACCAAUUAUCGAGUCCUGCUGUCGGUUGGAGAAGCGUUUCCGCACCCUGCUCACCACCACCAAUGAAUCGGAGACCAUCAACGACAUAGUAGACUGCCAUGAGUUCAAUGUCUACUACCAGGGAAAAUUCCGGAAGGUUAACCAGUUCCAGGUGUUCGACUAUAAGCUGAAGCGCAGCUACUCGGCCAAGGUGUUUAUUUUCGACAAGUGCAUCAUUUACACGGAGAUCAAGGGCAAGAACCUGAUCUUCCACGGCCGGUAUCCUUGCGAGCACAUCGGAAUAUCGGCCAAGACCAAGUCCUUCACGCUCUACUACGAGCGUAGGAAGCAGCAGGAGUGCGAAUUCACUGCAGAUGCUGCCCAGAUAGCUCAAUGGCUGGACCUCAUCCGGGACAUGAUCAAUAACUAUGCCAACGAGGAGCGCCAGAAGCUGCAGGAGCGCUACUGCCGCGAGAAUGAUCACCUGCAUCGGAAGGCGCCCAGUUUUUCGCUUUACCGUGACUCCAAUCGCUUCAGCACUGACAGUGGCAUUGGCAACAUCUGGAUUAUGCCCAGACCGGAUGAAGAUGCUGUCGGCAAUCGCACCACUUGGUAUGCGGCCACCUAGAUCCCCAAUCAAGGACACCAAGGAAAUGGGUCAAAAUAAAGAAAAGCUAUAAGGAAAUUGUUUCCACAGCUCUGCCUGUAAGGCAUCCAGGAUAUAUAAAGUCAAAACAUUGGCUUAUUGUUGUUCGCAAAGGCGAGACAUAAAUCAUAUGAUUUAAAUGCUAAAUCACCAAAUAUCGUAUUCUAAGUUUAGUUAUCUAUUAGAUCUGUGCAUAUUGCUGUAUUAAUGUUGUCACAAAAUGCAAUUUGUUGAAACUUCUUCAGUGCCUGUGUUGUAGGCGCUAGGCGCUAAUAAACAAAAUAAAAUAAAAAAUUAAAGAGAAAAUCUUAA
Molecule: messenger RNA, 2739 nt
Organism: Drosophila bipectinata
Lineage: Eukaryota; Metazoa; Arthropoda; Insecta; Diptera; Drosophilidae
Product: kalirin
Biological process (GO): axon guidance
Cellular component (GO): cytoplasm; extrinsic component of membrane
Molecular function (GO): guanyl-nucleotide exchange factor activity
Source: RefSeq, a predicted model, not a curated record